Melanotaenia boesemani (Boeseman's rainbowfish) is the source of this 480-nucleotide messenger RNA. Its product is annotated as mitoregulin-like. Gene Ontology annotation, biological process: positive regulation of mitochondrial membrane potential. Bases 62 to 232 code for a protein of 56 amino acids. The transcript is spliced from 2 exons. The record is from RefSeq and is a predicted model, not a curated record. Lineage: Eukaryota; Metazoa; Chordata; Actinopteri; Atheriniformes; Melanotaeniidae. Gene Ontology annotation, cellular component: mitochondrial inner membrane.
ACUUCCUGUAUCGUUAUUUCGUCGUGGGACCAAAGCAUCCAGCUGGCAGACAGAGGUGAACAUGGUAGACGUCUCGGAGAGGACGCUUCAAGUUGCCCUCGUGGCUUCCUUCGCUGUGGGCUUCUUGACGGGCUGGCAGGCGAACAGAAUGAGGAGAAAGUAUCUCGACUGGAGGAAGAAACGGCUGCAGGAUAAGUUAUCAGAAACACAGAAGAAGCUGGACUUGGCUUGAAUGGUUGGGAGUUGUAUGCCUCACCGGCCUGCUGGAUCCUGGUUGUCCUACAUGUCUGUUACUGUGCUGUCUACUACAUCUUGCAUAACAAGACUGGUCUUCAUUUUCCCCUAACUCCAUGGAAGUAAUCUCCAGUCACAGGAGCUCCUUUUCCUGCCCAGACCUACACUGAUAUAUGGACUUGUUUUCAGAGGUCUCUGUUCUAUCGUGGCGUUUUCAUAUCUUUUUAAAUAAAUAAAUAUUUUUUA